Messenger RNA from Sipha flava (yellow sugarcane aphid), 3625 nucleotides. It is a transcript of the gene gry, whose product is annotated as trafficking protein particle complex subunit 11. NCBI's taxonomy places the organism in Eukaryota, Metazoa, Arthropoda, Insecta, Hemiptera, Aphididae. Gene Ontology annotation, cellular component: cytoplasm. The transcript has 21 exons. Bases 241 to 3546 code for a protein of 1101 amino acids. The record is from RefSeq and is a predicted model, not a curated record.
CAGCGAUAUCACUAAAUUUACAAUAUUGUGCCUCAGUAAAAUAGUUCUGUGCUAUUUCGGCAAUACUAGUGGCUUACAACAUUUCUAAACGGCAAUUAUAUAAUUUUCGUUGCAAUUUGAAAUUCCAAAUGUAUAUGAAUUAAACAAUAUAUUUUAUCUAUUUUUUCUCCGACUGACGGACAACUCAAGUAUUUCAUAAGGAUUAUCAUUAUAACAAGUUUUUUAAACCGGUGUCGUGCAAUGGUCGACUACAGAGAAUUCGACUUUCCUGCCGAACUGUGUUGUUCACCCAGUCCGCUGAUCGCAAUCGCAGGCCUGGACACCGUGAACAACGCCAUUCACAGAUCUAUUUGGGAUGCAUUCCACAGUCCUGUUGGCCGCGAAAGCCGAGCUGUUUUGAAUUUUUUCCACCUUACAUCAGAGUUUAAAUUUCCUACAAUGAGCGAAAAGCAGCUUAUGCCAAAUAUCCCUAAAGGUAUACUGAAGAGAAAUUGGAUUGAAAAACACAUCCAUUAUGAUCCUGCUGUUAUUGUCAUUUUUUAUGACUGUGAUUGGGAUGAUGAAUCUUGGAAUGAAAAGAUCAGCGAGUGUUCGUCCAGAGUACAAUCAAUUAGGUUAUCACUGGAAGGCAGAAAAUCAAGAAUAGUUGUAGUUUUAAUACAAAAACAAUUGCCAAUCCUAGCAUCAGAUGACACCACUACUACUGAGAGAGCUGCUUCGCUGUGUGUAGCAUGUAAUUUAGACCCAAAGGCUUUAUUCAUACUUCCAGUGGUAGACAAUAUUCAUGGUUAUGCUAUAAGAUUGGAAAAUGCAUUCUAUGAUUUGGCACAAAAUUAUUACCAACAUCAAAUACGUGCAGUAAAAUUAAAAUUAGAAAACUUAAGUAAAACUAGUCAUCAGUAUUUAAUUGUUCGUUAUGAAUUCAAAAUUGGAUUUUAUAAUGAACUAAAACAAGACCACCACAAUGCUCAUAAGCACUAUCAUCAGUGUUAUAUGUCUUUAUUAGAAAUUCGCACUUUUGACACAAACAUCUAUGAAGUGAAGGUAGUAGCUGCAUACAUUGUAUAUAAAAUAAGUAGAUUGCUGUUUUCUAUGAAGAGGGCACGAGAUGCAUUGUCUCAGUUUAAUUCCCAUAUAAAUGUGUUUAAAUCAAUGAUUGGACCACCAGAAUUGAUGUUUGAACAUUAUGCUUGGUUAUCUAAACAAUUUUCAAUGUUUGCUUCGUUAUUUGAUGAAACUACAGCUGAGAGCUUUACUGCUACCCAAGCUAUGAACCCGGGAUUUUUCUUUAAAGAAGCUGCUGAAUAUGCAAAAAAGAGAAAAGAUAGUGCUUAUAAUAUUUGCCAGGAUGUUAAUGUCUAUCCAGCUAGCAACCCAUUAAAUGAAUGGAACAGUAUAGAAUUCUAUGGGCAAAGACCAUGGAGAUUAAUGAAAAAUAUUAAUAUUACAGACUAUGACACUAUUGAAGCAGAUGGUAUCCUAGCUUUGAAGUAUUAUGAAAACUAUAAAGUCGAUCAUUCAAAAUCAAUCAUUAGUCUUUUAGGAAAUGCCAUGAAACAAUUCAAAAAUUACAAAUGUCCUAGGAUGAGAAAUUUGUUAGCUGUACAAAUGGCCGAUGAAUAUUAUAAUGCAAAAGAUUACAGUAAAGCACUGACAUUAUGGAGUCACAUGUUAUGGGAUUAUCGAGACGAAGGCUGGAAAGCGAUUGCCCAUGAAUUAGUAAACAAAUGCCUAAAAUGCGCUUAUUUAACUGCUAGUGUUCAAAAUUAUGUUGAAUUAAAUUUAGAAGCUCUGAAGUAUUACAAAAAUGAUGAUCUCCAAAAAUCUUUAGCUAAUAUUGGUUCAAUAAUACAAAGACAAAUUCCAGAACCUGAAAAUGGACUCGACGAAUAUGAGAAAAAUAUUGCUGUGCAAAUGUGGCAAAAAUGUGAUGCUAUGAAAUCAAAAUCUGUUUUAGAAAUUGACAUGUCAGUCACAAAUUCUACAGUUGAUACUAAAGUUGUUCUGAAAGAUGUGUCAUGUGAUAGCAUUGAAAUUGAUGUAUUUUUAAAAGCAAAUUUUCCAAUAUUGGUGCAAUUUUCUAAACUUACAGCUUGUGUUACUUGUAUUGAUAAUUCAUAUGAUGUUGAAGUUUGUACAGAUAGCAGUAAACUUAUUUAUGGAGAAUCUAAGACUUAUAAAUAUACUUGUAAAUUUGUACCAUCUCCAAAUGACAUCGGAAAAGAAAUAACUGUGAAUUCUAUUCAACUGCAAUUAGGCAAUGAACCCGAUUUUCCAAUAAUGUUAAAGUUCUAUAGUUCAACUAAAAAAACAAAAAGUUUUGAAAGAGAAAUGAAUAAUUUCAGUUUGUCUAAGACUUCUGAUGAUGAAUUCGAGAGAAUGAAACAAAUUACAUCAGCAACUCUGAAACCAAGAAGUUCAAGACUAGGCAUGGUAAUUAAACACGAUAACCCAGCACUAUUGUUGGAAUGGUAUAAUGUAUCUGUGUGUUUGACCAAUUUAGAAGAUCGGCCUGUCAGUGAUAUCUGUUUAAAUUUAUCACUGAACCGUAACAAUAAUGAAAAAGUUGAACUCUCGACUGAAAUAUGCGAAGACCCAGAUAAGAAUACAUUAUCAUUACCAGUAGAUUUCAAAAUAGGUAACAUGCUUGUUGGUGAUGAAAAAAAUCAAUCUUUCUUCAUUCGUUCUUCAAGUUUAGAUACUCGUUAUUUUCAGCUUAUGAUAAGUUAUACAAUUGAAGAUAAUAAUGGAAUAAAGAUUGCCUGUGUGAAAGAUGUUGAAAUCAUUAUCGAUGUAGUUGUUGUAUUUGACAUAUCUGUGACUUACAUGUCUUCUAGAUUUGAGCCAGUAUCCAAAAUACAUAUUGGUGAAUCAUUAAUUAUGGUACCGUGUAUAAAAUGUCUUUCUCCUUGGCCAAUAUUUAUUGAAAACACAUCUUUUCAAUUGGCUGAACACAUUGCAGUUUCUCCUGGUGGUUAUCAAUCAGUUUUAAAUGAAGUAGUUUUAGAAUCUGACGAAAGUGCUACUGAAAUAAUAUGUGUAACACCUUCUGAACAUAGUGAAAAUGUUUUAGGAUGUUUCACUGUUAAUUGGAAAAGGUCUAAUAUGGAAAGCAAUUGCAAAAGUGGAUACUCAUGUUUAGAGUUACCUAAAAUAACUACUGAAAAAUCUACAUUUUUGGUGGAUAUGAAAACACCCGCCCAUGGUUGGCUACAUACACCAAUGAGUAUAGUAUAUUUCUUACAUAACAAUUCUGAGUCUUUACUUACAUUAAACAUAUCAAUGGAAGCUAAUGAAGCAUUUAUGAUGGCUGGACAUAAAGAUCUAAAUGUGACAAUUUUGCCAGAAAGCACUUAUAAGUUACACUAUAAUCUAUAUCCUCUUGUUGUUGGAGUGUCAACAUUACCAAAAAUGCACAUCAGCUGUAAUUCUGAAUCAAAUGAUUUGAAAAAUAUACUAAAUGACAUGCUAUUAAGGUCUUUACAAACACAUAUAUAUAUAAUGCCGAAACAUGUACCAACGAGUACUGCAGAAAUUUUUAACUAAAAUGCAGCUUAUAUUUUAGUUGUUAUGUUUUUAAAAAAAAAAUUUGUUAUACAAACUCAAUUAUUAUUAUUUUGGUUGA